UCAACGCAACGUGUGGGGAUUGCAAUUCACCUUACAACAUUUUUCCGAAAAAGGGGUGCAUGACCAACUUUGUAGAGGCCUAUGGAAGCAAAAUAAUCACCUGGCUAGAUUUCUACACUCAUGUCGUGUGUGUUUACGUGUUUUCUGAGGCGGCACUCACUACGUACGGUCUCAUGGCGCUUGCUUACAUCUAUGGGACAGAGGGGGCCAAGAAGAUUGUACUGUCCCUGCAUCCAAUCAUUGCUGUGACGCUAUGCAUGAGCAUACCCUACUCUGCCAUUUUCAUAGAUAUCUUUCCAUGGGAGGAGAUGGUGUUGUAUGGCUUACGCAGAUGCUCUAACUUACCAGUUAUCGGAAGAAUCUUUCCGGAAGAAUUUCCAAAUGCUAUACAGGAAGAGCCUAGGAAUACGUCUUACUAUCAAAUCGUCGGAGGAGGAAUGAUGCUGCCUGUUUAUGCUAAACUCGUGGGAGAUAUUUGGUUUAGUGGCACUGACUCAAUAUUGCACCGCCUGGUACUUGGCGGCAUUGCGUUCAUUGCUGUCAGAGGGAUCCUGUUAAUGUACGGAAGGCAAAAGUCCUAUAUACGAACUAAUACUAUGUCAAUUACCACCACUUAUCGAGCUCGACAGUGGUAAUCAGAAGAGAAAUGGUCGCAAAAGCACUCUUCAUCAACAAAUGUUAGUAAAUUGAU
Messenger RNA from Homalodisca vitripennis (glassy-winged sharpshooter), 691 nucleotides. RefSeq names its product E3 ubiquitin-protein ligase MARCHF5-like. The record is from RefSeq and is a predicted model, not a curated record. The transcript has 2 exons. Bases 60 to 635 code for a protein of 191 amino acids. NCBI's taxonomy places the organism in Eukaryota, Metazoa, Arthropoda, Insecta, Hemiptera, Cicadellidae.